Messenger RNA from Syzygium oleosum, 976 nucleotides. RefSeq lists its product as uncharacterized. Gene Ontology annotation, cellular component: chloroplast envelope. The transcript has 4 exons. Lineage: Eukaryota; Viridiplantae; Streptophyta; Magnoliopsida; Myrtales; Myrtaceae. Gene Ontology annotation, molecular function: 4-alpha-hydroxytetrahydrobiopterin dehydratase activity. The coding region runs from base 127 to 867 and encodes 246 amino acids. The record is from RefSeq and is a predicted model, not a curated record. Gene Ontology annotation, biological process: tetrahydrobiopterin biosynthetic process.
GAGAAAGACUAAUUCCUCUGGCGAAAUGCUGCGCUGGAAGCUGGAUCGGAUAAUGAAUAUCGUCAUCGUUCUUGCUGCGACGCGACGGUGCUGAUUCCCGGAAGUUCAAGAACAAACGCAUCGGAAAUGCUUCUCUCCAUCGUCGGAGCCACUCCCGCUUCGCCUUCCCCGCUCCACUUCAGCGCCUGCAGCCCGUUCCUGCCCAGAUCCCUCUUCCCCGGUUUCGGCGCCGCCCGCACCCGUUUCCUCCUCGGGAGCCUGCUGCGCUCGGGGAGCGGGAACAAGAAGCCCGUGACGGGGGCCGUCAGUGCCUCCCUGAUAGAGGCGCCCCUGCUCUGGGCCGGGCGGCUCUGCGUCUUCUAUGCUCUGCUCAAGGCGGGGCUGGCUGGAUCUGAAGCCAACCCACUUGUCUCAGAGUUGGAGGGUGGUGAUGGGGUCGGUGGUGAAUCUGGUGAUCUGGGAUUCUCCGAGUGGCUCGGGAGCUUGCAGAAGAAACCAGAGAAGGAAGCAGCUGACCGGAGAAAAUUGGUGAGUAAAUGGCAUCCUACAACAAAGGGUACUCUCAGGCGAAACUACCGAGUACCUUCCAAGUCCGAAGGGCGGCGCCUUCUAAAAGCAAUUGCGUCCUUGCUCUCUGAGGAUGAUCACUUCACGGAUGCCACUUCCCACAAGGGCUGUCAAAUUAGAAGAGAGAGCGCGCAUGGAGAAAGCGUAUGUUGCAACAAUGUGAGGGCUUUAUUCGACGAACUCCCAACUCCGCACGUAAUUGUGGAAAUCACGGCUUUCCCUGCUGGGCCUCUCACAGACAACGAUUAUGCCAAGGCCGAGAAACUAGAACGCGUGCUCAGAUCUGGUCCUUCUAUUUAAGCCCUUUUGUGGGUUGCACGCUGUCUAACCUGUAAAUAACAAUUACAAAAGUACGGACGUUUGUGCUGUUGCUCGAGUUCUGUCAAGUGAGCUACGUCUCCCUUUUGCA